AGGAUUUGUGUACGAGCUCGGCGCUCUAAAACUUCUUUCCCCCAUUUGCUUGCGCUUGUUUUGAUGUGGGUAUGCUAGGUUUCCAUAUUUCUCCUGUCUUAGAUCGACUAAUGGCGAAACUGAAGAAUCUUCCGAGAAAAAACAUCGUUAUGGAACUAAAGGUUUUAAAGCAGACCAACCUAAACUUCUUAAUUGUGUUGCCAAUGCUCGUUCAUUGGAAUCAACAGAGGUAAUUGUCGCCUCUGAUAUGUCCGAUACCGGAUGUGUUUUAGGUGAAGGAACAUUGGGACGUGUGUAUAAAGGGAUUCUCGAAAACGGCCAGGAAGUUGCUGUGAAAAAAAUGUUUGAUGAGGAGGCAGAUUUGUCCAAAGAGGUUAAAAUCCUCAGAUCCGUAAAGCAUUCUAACAUCGUCAAGAUGAUAGGUUACUGUAAUAAAGGGAAAGAUAAUAUUAUUGUUUUUGAACUUAUGCCAUCACGAUCCUUGAAUCUUCAUUUACAUGACCUUGAACCCGGCAAAGAGCCUCUAGACUGGAAGACUAGGAUGAAGAUAGCAGAGGGUGUUGCCAAGGCUCUAGAAUAUCUGCGUGAUCAAAAUGAUCCUCCUGUAAUCUAUAGUGGCCUGAAAAGUACCAGUAUUUUACUCGAUGAAAAUUAUAAUCCAAAGCUGUCAGAUUUCAGCUGUGCAAGACAUGGUCCUGAAUGUAAUUAUGUGGCGAUACAUUCAAAAUUGGUGCGAGGAGGUGGUUAUAUUGGUCCAGAGUAUAUGAAGACUGGCGUACUCACUUUGGAAUCUGAUGUCUUUGGUUUUGGUGUUGUUUUGCUGGAGUUGAUCUCUGGGCAGAAGCUAGUUGAGGAAAACAUACGCGGUUCUGGAAAGCACGAUCUUACUUCAUGGGCACGACCAUUACUUGAAGACAGUAAGAAGUUCCCAGAAAUUGCGGACCCCCUCAUGAAUGGACAGUAUCCAUGUCGUGAACUUGUCCAGGCUCUCGAUCUUGCGAAAAUGUGUGUACAACCAGAACCUCACAAAAGACCCCGUAUAGCAGAAGUUGUGACUACUCUUUCGAAUUUAGGCUCCCAAAUCCAUGAAGAAGCACAGGGUACAACCGAAGCUGAUCCAUUUACUCCCUUAACCAUGUGGCGCAGUGCAGUAGCAGUUGCAUAGUUUGAAUCAUGGUGUGAGAGGUCUAGUGAAGUUAUGGAACAACCAUGUAAGACUGUCAUGUUGAUAAUUCGGACCCUGCCUUGUUGUGAUUAAACAACUCCUUUAUUAGUCUUGACAUUGUAAGCUUGAAUUCGGCAGUAAGUCAGUACUUUUUAGUUAUUCUACGUAUUCAUAUCAACUGCUUUCUGGCUGGAGGUUUUGCUGGUGAUGUGGCCUUUGGUUUUUAUAGCUUACUUGAGAAGUU
This is a messenger RNA of Papaver somniferum (opium poppy), 1409 nucleotides long. Its product is annotated as probable serine/threonine-protein kinase PBL7. The record is from RefSeq and is a predicted model, not a curated record. Gene Ontology annotation, molecular function: ATP binding; protein kinase activity. The coding region runs from base 248 to 1165 and encodes 305 amino acids. Lineage: Eukaryota; Viridiplantae; Streptophyta; Magnoliopsida; Ranunculales; Papaveraceae. Gene Ontology annotation, biological process: protein phosphorylation. The transcript has 5 exons.